CCGACCUGCUUCUCUGCCGAGAGUACCUGCCAUGGAGAGCGCAAAGACCAUCUCAGUGUCCAGGCGGAGCAGCGAGGAGAUGAAGCGUGAAGUGUCAGCCCCCGAGGGCGCGUCGCCCGCCGCGCUCAUGGCCAUGGGGGCCGCCUCGCCGCAGCUGCCGCUCUCCUCCUCGCCCACGGCCUCCGUGACCCCCACCGCCCGCAGCCGCAUCAGGGAAGAAAGGAAGGCUCCUCUGUCGGCCUUGGCAAGAGAAUAUGGGGGGUCCAAGAGGAACGCCUUGCUGAAGUGGUGUCAGAAGAAAACCGAGGGCUAUCAGAACAUUGACAUCACCAAUUUCAGCAGCAGCUGGAACGAUGGGCUGGCCUUCUGCGCCCUGCUGCACACCUACCUCCCCGCGCACAUCCCCUACCAGGAGCUCAGCAGCCAGGAGAAGCGGAGGAACUUCACUCUGGCCUUCCAGGCGGCCGAGAGCGUCGGUAUCAAGUCCACACUGGACAUCAGCGAGAUGGUGCGGACCGAGCGGCCGGACUGGCAGAGUGUGAUGCUCUACGUGACUGCCAUCUACAAGUACUUCGAGACCUGAGCGCCCGCCACCCGUCACGGGGCCCAGCAAGCUUCCUGUGCCCCAGCCGCCCGCCCCACGGGGACUCGGCCUGCAGCCCGACCCGCUCGCCCACCCGGGUCGGAGCCGUGGCGGGAGGCUCGUCCUCCGCCAGCCGGAGCACUGGGCUUCCUGCGCCCACAGCCCCGGGAAGCACCUCGGCUGCCCACCCGAGAACCAGGGUCGGGAGCCUGCCGGGACCUGCCUGCCUCCUGCCCCCAGGCUCCCGUGCGCAGACACGUUGCUGCCCUCCAGCCCCAGGGGCCUGGGAACCCGGUGCUGGCCUCAGGGUCCUGAUAGAGGAGUCCUCCACAAGCGGUUCUUGGGCUAGAAAGUGCGUUUCUUACGAGCAAUAUUGGGGGAAGGGCUCCUGUUCUCUCAGCACCACUGUUAAAUUGUUUUAGUAAACAUAGCAAUGAAACAGCGUCUGGACGUGAGGCGGGGAAACAGGACCAGCGUCGCCAGAAACGGGAGGAAAAGCCGAGCGAGCCGAGGCCCAGACACUGCGGCUUCAGCCCCUGCAGCGCUUGGACAUGGCCUGCCUCCGGCGGGGUGGACAAAAGUGCCUUAGCUCUGCAGGCCGGGCCCGCAUCCCGAUGACCAACCUUGGCCCGUCCUGGGGCCCAGGAGCUGCUGGGGUGACCCGUGUCCAGAGCCCAGACUGGCAGGCGGAAGGACGGCCCGCACCCCGGGGGCUCGGGGCGAGGAGGCAGCCACGCGGCGGGCGCUGCAGCUCCGUGGGGUGAGAGGCUGUGGGUGAAGCGCCGUUGUUAGCUGUGGAGCAGCGCCCGGCCGGAGCCCAGGCCCCCAAGGACGCCUGCCGGGCCUGCCCUCACAUCUGCGGGCGCCACUGUGCCCACCCGGUGGCCGUCAGGGAGACGGGCCGCCCUCCACGUCUCCCCUCGGCUCCUCUCUCCCCCACGCUCACGGCAGCCUGCGUGCCCAGCCUGUGGCCACGAUUGAGUCUAUUUAUUAAGUGGGGGCCGCUUUCCUGUCCGGCGGAGACCUCCCUGGGUCUGCAGGCCGCUCGCUGUCCCUGGGGACGCCUGCCGCAGGGCCGGGGGUGGGGGCCCCGGCGUCCCCUGGAGGAGGGCCCGGCUUCAGCCCAGGGCUGGUGGGGCUGCAAGGGGGUCUCCCGGGGGCCCUGCUGCCUCUGACGACAGCCCAUGUGGCCAGGCCCUCGGUCCCCACGGGGGUCCUGUGAGGAGACUGCAGGAGGCUGGCCAGGACUACUGGCUGUGAGGGGCCGUCUGGAUGGCCUGGGGCCCAGCCUGCCUGCAGCUAGCAUGCCAGGGGCCGCCUGCCUCCUCCCGCCAAGCACAAGCUUCCUGCAAAAGGACCCGUGGGCUUCCUCUUGACCACAGGCUUCUGCUGACUGACAAUACCCUAAAUUUUGUUCUAUUAAAUACUCUUGAAUGUAUUAAAAGUGUUGUAACACA
Molecule: messenger RNA, 2040 nt
Organism: Cervus elaphus (red deer)
Lineage: Eukaryota; Metazoa; Chordata; Mammalia; Artiodactyla; Cervidae
Product: cytospin-A-like
Exons: 1
Coding region: 32-583 (183 amino acids)
Biological process (GO): actin cytoskeleton organization
Cellular component (GO): filamentous actin; microtubule organizing center
Molecular function (GO): protein binding
Source: RefSeq, a predicted model, not a curated record